Molecule: messenger RNA, 5620 nt
Organism: Alligator mississippiensis (American alligator)
Lineage: Eukaryota; Metazoa; Chordata; Crocodylia; Alligatoridae
Exons: 4
Coding region: 3192-4565 (457 amino acids)
Source: RefSeq, a predicted model, not a curated record
UGUGUCUCUCCCCUCUGCCAGCCCUCACCCCAGUGGAGCCACCCCGCAGGACUCAAUCUCAACGGGGCUGGGUUCCUCCAGUCACCAGAUCCGUCAUACACACAAACAUACACAAAUCAACGUGACACGCCUGACCCGGCCGGGCCGACCAGCAUGGACAGGCGACACCCCCACACGCCAAGGAUCAGUUCAUCAGAGCGACAACACACUGCAGUCAGACACAAGCACACAGGCAAACAGAAUCCCUCUGCAUCCGGCUGCGUGUGCAGCUGACACCCUCGUGGGCCAGCAUUCAGUUCAUACGGGCACGUCUGAGUCAAACUGGGUCAAUCAGCCUGUACACGCUGAUCCCCUGAUGUGUUUCAAACUCAGCACUUCCCAAUCUUUCGCCUCUGGAUGAGCAGACCCCACAAUAAUUUGGGCUUCACAGGGAUCUUUAGCAUAGGUAAAAGAAGCGUUGCUGCCGAGCACGGGAGGAAAGAGAAGCAGCGAAGGAAAAAUAUACCCAGUUACUACCAGUUUGACUAUAACAGUUAUUUAUUGCUAAGCAUAUGAAAUAUAUAAUGGUACUAGUAGUAAUAGCCAUGCAAAAGAAAAACAAACACAAACAAUGACAACACUACCCUGGUUUCACUAAGUAUUUGGGGAAACUUAGCUCAAGCUUAACUGAUACAGUUCAGGUUCAGAAGUUUAUGCCUGGAGAGAAGAGAGAGAGAGAGCGAGCGCUGGGGUCUCACCUAGUCCACGGUACUCAGGCUGCAAAGCUGACAGGCACAGUCUGUAGCACAAUCCUUGAAGAGAGAGACGAUCUGUUCUUCCAGCGUCCCAAGAACGACAGGGGGUGGUGUCAGCACAGGAGUUUUCUUCUUCUUUCCUUUUCCUCUCCUUCUCUCCUCCUCCUCCUUCUUUUUUGCAGCACACACACUUACAGAUUUUUAUACCCUCAGUUCAGCUGCUUGGAAGCACCCUCAGUAGUGUAAAUCAUUGUCUUUUCUAUUGACAAGGGGUUAUCUGGUUUGGACCAUCUCAGGAAACUGAUUGAUAAUCAGGAAACACUUAAGAUUAGGGAGUAACCAAAUACUUGGGAGCCAGCUUGAGAUUCCUAUGGAUGGCAGAUAUCCUGAUGGGAUAUCUCAUGGUGUCUUCAGGAACAAUAGAUAGCUUGCAGCAUCAGGAUUUGGGAUUUUUACUUGUUGUGCACAAGCCUCAGCUUAGCAUGACUUUUCCAGAUUAAAGCAAUUAUUGGGGUGCUCAUACCUUUUGUGGAGAGGACUCCCACCAGUCGUCUUGGGAAAGAUACGACAACACCUGGGAUUAGGGCUCCAGCAGGCUGGAUGCUGUGAUGAACCCUUAACCAUUGUUCAAAUGUUGCCCGUACCCCCUCGGACUCGGUCUCUUGCCUCCGCAUUCCCUAACCCGGCAACCGAGUUUUAGUCAAUCAAGUUUAACUAGGCCUCCCAUAGUGGGACCGGGGAAUGUACGGCCCGAGAUGCCUAUUAAACUUAGAGCUGUGUGUGUGUGUGGGGGGAGAAAAGUCCUUAGCAAAUCCAGAUUAGAACUGGUCUGAUAAAUGCUGAGCUGGGUGUGUGUGACAUGGGUUGAUUAACAUUGGAAGCACAGAUUCCCCAUCAUGCAGUGCUCCCCUGCUUCUCUGGUCGCAGAAUUCACUGCAGUCUCUGCUUCAGGCUUUCUGUUCUCCAUCUCUCAUGUCAAUGAAUGGUCAUCUGGUUCCAUCUCGGAUGUAAAUGAGACCUAGGGCAGUUGUUCACUCUUGUCACCCUGAUCUGGAGAGUUUUAGGUGCGUCUCUCACUGCAUCUUCAUCAGGUAGAGUGAAUCAAUUAGGUAGAAGAGGGGACGUGGGGGGGGCGAGUCCUUGUGAGUCAGACAGACUGCAUCCUGCGCCAGGGUUGCCCAAGAACACAGAGCUGAGACGUAACAGGCCUCAGCUCUGUGUCUUCCAUGACAGGAGCCUGAAGUCCUGGGGCAUAUGACCCCAGCCAUGGAGCAGCUUUGACCCCUGAUCGAGACCACCUGAGGCAGCUGUCAACUGGAGUUCAGGGCUUUGCAGGUUGUCUCCGGGCUUCACGCCCCGGCAGCCAGCUGUGUGCAGGGAGCACCGCCCUGGAAGCAGGGUUGCCGGUGCUUGCGGUCACCGUUCAUGGCGCCGCCCGAGCAGUUCUGUCCAGAGUCCUGGCCCAUCGCGCUCUGCUCCGGGCUGGAUGUCAGAGGCCGAACCUGCAGACGUCUGCUCUUCCCACUUUGCACGGACUGACGAUGGAGUGGCAGCAGGUGCAUGUACAGGCCCCAGAAGGAGAAGCAGGGAAAUGGCAGACGAGCAGGAGUUAGCCACCAAGGAGGGAAGAGACCCACGCCAGCCCACCCCGAGGGAAGGUAAAGGGGUUUGGACACGGUGUCUGUCCUCUCUGCAAGUUGCAUCCCCAAGUUGUCGACCGUGUGCAGAACAUGUCGUGGAAGGUUUGGAGCAGCGGGACCCCCUUAUACACAGGAUUCGUGCCUCAGGUCCUCCUGUUGUCAUACGCGGCUAGACAACGAACCUGGAGGUUUCUGCCACCACAAUUUGGCACCCCAGAUGGGACCCGUCUAGCUUGGCGCCUUUGGAGACUUCCAUCCCCCGACACCCCAGUGCGCACCAGAUAUGCUGCUUUAAGCCAACCCCUCCCUGCUGAUGUCCCAGCACAUCGCAUCCAGCCUGGAGACUGGGUGUAUGUAAAAACUUGGAAACGGUCUCCCCUUAAACCUAAGUAACAAGGACUGUAUCAAGUCCUCCUCACCUCCCACACCGCCGUAAAAGUAGCAGAAAAGGACAACUGGAUUCAUUAUACUCGUACAAAGAAGACAGAAGUUUCACCCGAGCUCAGGAUCGGCUCCAUCGCGAGCUUCCCUGACCUGGAAAAGGGGAAGCCAGAAGAAGACGACUGCGGACUUCGUGGGAGCACCGCACGCCCACCUGACCGCGACAAGGGUGAGCCAGAAGCAGACAAAAAAAUAAAACCCAACACCUCCUGGACCUGCAGCCCGUUAGAUAAUAUAAAACUCAAACUAACCAAGGUCCACUAAUGAACUGUCACCCUUUUGGGGUCCUGCCCAGCCCAGAGAGCACCAAACUCCAAGUACUGCAUCCUCUAGACACUUUUGGAUCAGCUGAAACCGAGCACUUUGAGACUGUAACAUGUCCCAGAAGAUCAGUUAUUGGAGCUGCAGGGUUGUGCAUACUGUUUGUGCUGAUUUUGGUUAUAAUACGGUUUUUAUAACCAUGUUAUUUCUAAUCUUUCUCUUUGCUGGAGAAAUAAGUCUCUCACAGGGGUCGGCUAUAGCUGCCAGUUGCUGCAGAUGUGCUAAUCCUGGUGCCCGAGGUUUUCCUGUCUGGAUAAGCGAUUCAAUCGAACUCUCUGAUAUAGACGGGAAGGUCAACAUUGCCCGUUGGUAUCCUCCCUCACAUUGCUGUAGUUCAGCAGAAGUUCGGGUAUUUACUUAUGGAACAGAAUAUUGUGUAAAGCCUAGCCACCCAGUUCUCAGACAAUUUGCAGAGUCUCCUCAGGCUAAGACUACUCUUAAACCUAAUGUUGCCCACAUCUCUGAUAAUAAUAUGUACCUCCAAUACGUUGAGAGAGCCGCUAAAGCAGAAAACCAAAGUGAUUGUUGGGUGUGCAGUCAUUUUCCUCUCCACACUCAAGGAGGCAUUCCUAUGACUCCCAUCCCCUUGGGCCCCAUCGAGUUACUUUUAAACCCCUCUAAUAACCAAGCUUGGGACCAAAGUCAGCAGGAGUUCCUUUUAGUAAAGCCUGUUGUUGGAGAUUGGUGUUUCUAUGUAAACUGCUCAGUAUCAGACUGCAUUAAUUUAGGCACAAGCAGAUGUCACCACUAUUUUACUAGUUCUAGUGGAGGAGACUGGCGUAAUAAUAACACAGCAACUCCUACCUAUUACAGCUCUUACAAUGAUUUCUACAGCAGCAAAAAUUUAACCAAGGGCACUAAUCCUAUCUGCACCCCCAUCUCCUCUUUAAAUAAUACCUUGUGGUAUUGUUUGUACACUGAUACCUCCCGGGGACAAUGCUUCUUCAAUGGAACUGCAAAUCCUUCCUUUAAAUCAAAGGGUGAAUGCGGGGUGCUAGGAUUAGGAAACGGGGGCCAAAUACCUCCUAAGUAUUCAAACCUCGCUGCUUUAAAAGGACAAUACUGGGUCUGUGGCUCCCACGCCUACCAUAAAAUCCCCGCCAAAGGAAAAGGUAUCUGCUAUCCAGCGAUGCUAAAACCCUCUACGUCCUUUGCCACGCACCUUCCACGGGGCAGGUGGCGAAACAAGAGGGAUUUGCAAGAAAGCUGUGAUAUAGUAGAUAAAUAUCAAAAAACUCCGCUUACCAAAGGAGUGUUAGUCGGGUGUUCUUUACCAGGUAUACUCCCAGGAAUAAACACUCCUUGUCUUAAAAAAUUUACACUACGCCUACAAGCUGUGAUAAAAAUCAUGGCUCAUAGAUUCAAUAAAGGUCACAAAAAACUCUCAAAAGCUGCUGCUGCCUUGGCUGACACCCAAAAAAACCUCUGACAAAUGAUAAUUCAAAACCAUAUAGCCCUUGAUUUUCUCCUUGCUACUCAAGGCGGGAGCUUAUACAGUUAUCGGACCAGAAUAUUGCUUUUGUGUUAACAGUUCUUUUACAAUAGUACAAACCCACCUCAAUGAUGCAGCUGUCCAUAUCCAAAAAGCCAAAGAUAUAGCUAAAAUCCCCAAAGAUGCAUCUCUUAGUUGGCUCACAAAUUGGUUGCCCUCCCUUACAGGAUGGCUUAGACCUUUUGUAUUAAGCUUAAUCAAAAUUAUUAUAACUAUAAUCUGCCUGUUGUGCUGGUUUCAGUGUCUAUGCUCUCUAAAACAAUAGUUUAUGCAAAGGCAAAUAAAAAUGUAUGGUCAGUUUAUACGAAUAUCCAGCAUCAAUCAUCAAAACCUAACCCCACAAAAAGUUAAAUACCUAAAAGUGUGUUCCAAAAUUUCCUCUGGAAAAUUAAAACAAAGGGAGGAUUUGUAGUGCGCAGGUUUGUUAUUACCCUGAAAUAGAAUAGUUUUCUGAUAGCAUACUGUUAGGUUUACAAUAAUUUGGUUUAUUAAGAAGUAUUAGCUUUGCAGCUGAAUACAAGGCAUGACCUGUGGCCUAGCAAUGCUGCUGACCACAAGGCAGAAUGAUAGCUAGGCCUUUGCUUGUGUCAAGUAGUCAUUUUAACUGUAUUAAGCAUUUUCUGAGUUAAAAAGUGGAUCUGUGUCUGUGUGCUGGAAAAUCAGCUACAGCAAAAAGCAAGAUAAGACAGGGAAACCAUUGUUCUGGGUGCAGUGGUUGUCCUUAAAAAGUAUCUGCUACUGUGUAAGGUUUUGCUAACAUAAUGUUACUGUUACUUAACUUUUAGCUUUUAAAAAGUGCUAGUUCAGCUUAAUAGAAAUAUGCUGUUACAAAGAUUUGUAAAGCACCGCCCAAGUAUUGCUUUUUGUUAACCAUAUAGUCUUGCCUUAUUGUAAUAACUAUAAAAGAUCGCCUCACCCUUUAUGGGGGGCCAUUUUGCCUUUUGCUGGCUUUAUGCUCUUUGCUCGAGCAAAUAAACAGCUGUCUUUCUUUA